AGACCUUACGUCACGUGACCCGCCUCUUACUCCCGAACCCAUCAUUUGAGGACUAACGACAGUUAUUUGUCUCACCAGGAAAAAAAAACCCCGCAAGAUUUGUUUCAUUUCAUCCAGUGUGUCUCGACGCAGAUGAAUCCGUAGGAUGCCUUUGAGACGAACGGAGGGAUUCUAGCGACAUUCUCGGACUAAACGGGCGUUUGGUUUUCAAGGCAGCUGAUACUGAGGUCUGUGUCUGUUUGCAAGAGGAGGAAAAUACUGAACGGUCAUCAUGGCAGAAAACAACUUCCCUCCCCUGCCUCGAUUCAUCCCCCUCAAGCCGUGUUUUUACCAAGACUUCAACGAGAUCCCGGAGACACAUCGCACCAUGUGCAAGAGGCUCUACUACCUAUGGAUCUUGAACAGCGCCACACUGGCUUUUAAUCUGAUUGGCUGUCUGGCGUGGAUGUGCGGAGGUGGUGGAGCGACCAACUUUGGCAUGGCCAUCCUGUGGCUCAUCCUCUUCACCCCCUGCUCCUACGUGUGCUGGUUCAGGCCCAUCUACAAGGCCUUCAAGACCGACAGCUCCUUCAACUUCAUGGCUUUCUUCUUCGUCUUCAUGGCCCAGGUGGUGAUCAGUAUUAUCCAGACUGUUGGCAUUCCAGGUUGGGGAGUGUGUGGCUGGCUGGCUACCAUCACCUUCUUCAGCACCAACAUUGGCUCAGCUGUGGUCAUGCUGAUUCCCACCAUCAUGUUUACUGCAGUGGCUGUGCUCUCUUUCAUCGCCCUCACAAAGGUUCAUAACUUUUACCGUGGUAGUGGUGGCAGUCUGGGUAAGGCCCAAGAGGAGUGGGCCAGUGGGGCCUGGAAGAACCCCCACGUCCAGCAGGCAGCUCAGCAGGCGGCCAUGGGAGCCGCGCAGGGAGCCGUGCAGCAGAACCAGUACUCAGCAGCUCCCACCUACAACUACGACGACCCAAUGUAGGACAGAGGUUGGGGCCAGGCUGCCAAGUGGGAGAGAUGGAAAAAAAAAAAAAGAGGAUCAAUUAAGAACACGAAUCAGAAUAAGGUGCCCUUCAUUAUAAUACUGUACAAGCUGUAUUCAAAAAGAACAAUGUAGAGAAAAAGUCAUGUCUUUGGUGGAAUUGUAUUUAUUGAAUUCUGAGUUAACAAUUUUAUUCAGUUGACAUUUUAAUCAGCCAGUUAUUUUAAAGGGUCUUAAUUUUUAAAUCUCUUAUGCUGCUCAAUUUUAGCUCGUCAAUGCGUGUGUUGCUUUUUAACGGAGACACAUAAUAUAGCUAAAGCCAAUGCCCUGAGCUCCAUCAGUUUAUUCAGGAAGGUUCAUCUACGGUCAACACAGGGUGACGUCGCUGCCUCCGCCUGUGUCUCCUUUUCAAAACAUGUUUUACUCACCUUGAAUGCGCUUUGAGGAACUGCAAGAACUAGACUGCUCACGUGUUUACGUCACCAAACGCUAAAACAAUUUGCCCCUAAAUGAAUGUAUGUCAAGAACAUUUUUGAGAAUUAUUAUCGAUUAAAUUAAUGCCUUGACACGUUGGGAAAUGUGCUUUUUCACCGUCUUGUUGAGAGUUAGGUGAGAAAAUCUAAAUCACUCCGUGUUUAUGACGAAUAUAACGCUAUGGCACUAAUCUUUCAGUCUAACUCUCAGCUAGAAAGUGAACCAAGCCAAUUCCUUUAAGUGUAUGAUGCGAUUACACCUUAAGGCAUUUAAUAUAGGAGAACAUAUUCCUUUUGAUAAGGUCGUCAAUAUCUAGUCUGUAGGUGAACCAUGUGCUUUCUUUGCUGAAAACUUGACCAAUGUAAUCAGAAUUUGAAAAAGAUUUUUUCCCUCUACUCCCGAAUCUUUUAAAUCCUGGAGAAACUGUUUGCAGUUCACGUUUUGAUUACCUGAUUGUUUAGUUGUUGUUUUUCUGUACUGACAAUUAUUUCGUUUAAUCUCAACAUUUUUUCACAUUCUCAGGAAAUUUGUGAUAGCUGGUUUUAAAUUCCACCUGUAAAGCCCUUAAAGCGUCGGCCUUUGUCUCCUUCUAUCACCUCAAUUAAACCACCUGGGGGGUGUGGUUGUGUCGUUGUCCUCCAGGUUAUGUGUUGAGCAGGUUGAUUUCAGUUAAAUGAGUUAUUAUUACAUGUUCAAGUGAAGCACAUGCAGUAUUUUGGAUUGCAGUUCUUUGGAUAAAACAUUCCAACAAACAUUGUACAGGUUAAAAGUGACAGAAAACCAAAAUGCUUGGCAGGUUGAACAUACAGUAAAUAUUAAAAAAUCAUUGUUGUAGGUGGUCAUAGCAUUGUACGAAGUGAUGGAUGUUUCCUCCCGUUGGCAAAUUCUUCCUCUAACCCCUACAUGUAAAUGCUUAAAUGGCUCCUCCUUUCUGAAGCUCUGGAUUUCAGGCCUUUUUGUGUGUCAUUUCGUGGCUAUUGGUGUUAUUUCAUGAGUAGGUGUGAUAUGACAUUUAUAUAAAAGAAAAUAGAAUAUAAAAUUCAAACCAAUUAUUUAUUUUACAAAGUGAAAUUGAAGCCCUUGUGAGGCCUGAUGUGGUCAGAGACAGUGUCAUGUGGAUUUCACUGAAAAGGUGAAAAGUUUUUUUUGCCUCGUGUCACUUCGACUCUUCAAGAUUCAGUAGAUGGUUAUUACAGUAAUACAGUAUUAGACUUGAAACAAAUGUGAAGAUACGUAUCUGAAUGCUCGUUAUUUCAAAACCCGUGAGUUGUCUUGUCUGACUGUUAUGACGUGGUAUUCGAUAGGCUGUUUGAUGUUUUCUUUUUUCAGUUGUUGUUGUUUUUUUGUACCAACCCCGUUUUAUUCUGUGUAUUUUGAAUGAUGUGUGGGCGAGUGUGAAGCACAUGUCCGUUGUGUCUUUCCAUGACUGUGGGUAACAGAUUUCUUUUUCUUUUUUGUUAUAUUAAUGUUUUGAAAAUCUUAAGUAAUGUUUGCACUGGGUAAACCUGUUGACAUCAGUGCAAACGUAACAGUGAAUCACAGUGUAGCAAUACCAUCAUUAAUGUCUUCAACAGCAGAAUUAUUAGGAUCGAGCGGAGUCCUGUUGUGUAGACACAAAUAUUAAUAACCAUAACACAAAAACGGGGCCUGUUUUUCAAGUUGGACACCACCAAUAUGAUUUUAUAAUUGCGUAACUUUUUCACCAGCAGAUGCACAUACAGUAGUUAUGGAGUAUAAUAAAACGUACCAUUCACACGCUCAUCUGUUGGUAAAUGCACAAAUUUAAGCUCUAUAAAUUGUGUUAAGUUAUGCACAAAGAUGAAGAAAGGAGCAGUAGUAAGUUAUUUUAGUGAGUUUCAGAUCAGUCUAAACUUUCUGCUAUAUGUACAUAUAGCACAGUUGACAUGUUUAUGGAAGUGACAGUUGUAGUUGUUGUGUAGGAGGAACUUCAUUUCAUGUCGCUCUAUCAAAGCUUCUCAAAGCCAUUUCCCAUUAUCUUACCCAUGUUCCCACAUGUACUGUAUGUUGUUUGAUAUGUAUUAUCAUGUACUAUAUCAUAAGUAGAUAUAAAUAUAUAAUUACUUGAGAUGAGGUAAAUAUUUGCCAUGGAUAAACACAUUGAAUAGGAACAUGCUCUAAUUAGGUGAAUUAAACGUUUGAGGAGGCUGUGUCUCCAUGAGUGAACUCAAUGAGAAAUACAUUUUUGUGUAUUACUUUUGUAUUAUUUGAUCUUACCCUAAUAGAUAUUAAACAGUUAUCAUUG
Molecule: messenger RNA, 3701 nt
Organism: Scophthalmus maximus (turbot)
Lineage: Eukaryota; Metazoa; Chordata; Actinopteri; Pleuronectiformes; Scophthalmidae
Gene: scamp5a
Product: secretory carrier membrane protein 5a
Exons: 7
Coding region: 272-964 (230 amino acids)
Biological process (GO): protein transport
Cellular component (GO): recycling endosome membrane; trans-Golgi network membrane
Source: RefSeq, a predicted model, not a curated record